AAAGCAAAAAACCUGGCCAUAAUCGAAACAGUCUGCAAAGGAUUCUAGGCGCUAACGGUUCUUCAAACAACACUCGCAAAUCGUAAUCGUCGCGUGCGUUCAAAGUUUUUGGAAAGUUUUUGAAAUCGAAAAACGCUAUUAAAAACAAAGUGAAUAAACACUUUUGGAGAAAAACAAAAUCCAAAAGUCAUCUAAAUUUGAAAAAAUAAUCAACUAGCAUCCAAACCAGCAACUCGUAUAGAAAUGGAUUCCGCCGCCGCUGCCGCCGCCGCCAAGCGCGUUCAGAUCGAGAAGGCCCACAACUUCAUGCGCCAAUAUCGCGAUCCGGAGUCGCGGGAGCUCAAGAAGCUGUCCGCCAACCAGUUCAUGGAUGUCUGGGCCCACUACGACAAGGAUGGAAAUGGCUACAUUGAAGGCACCGAGCUGGAUGGCUUUCUGCGGGAGUUCGUGUCGAGUGCCAAUGCCACGGACAUUAAUCCAGAGGCUGUCACUGACACCAUGCUCGAGGAACUCAAGUCCUGCUUUAUGGAGGCCUACGAUGACAAUCAGGAUGGUAAAAUCGAUAUCCGAGAGCUCGCUCAACUUUUGCCGAUGGAGGAGAAUUUCCUUUUGCUCUUCCGCUUCGAUAACCCACUGGAGUCCAGUGUUGAAUUCAUGAAGAUCUGGCGGGAAUAUGACACUGAUAAUUCGGGUUAUAUUGAGGCGGAUGAGCUCAAGAAUUUCUUGCGCGAUUUACUCAAAGAGGCCAAAAAGAUCAAUGAUGUGUCCGAGGACAAGCUAAUUGAAUACACUGAUACCAUGCUUCAAGUAUUCGAUGCCAACAAGGACGGUCGUUUGCAGCUGUCGGAAAUGGCCAAAUUACUUCCGGUUAAGGAGAACUUCCUCUGCCGCCAGGUGUUUAAGGAGGGCAUUGAUGGCGCUACCAAGCUAACCAAGGAGGAUAUUGAAAAGGUCUUUUCGCUCUACGAUCGGGACAACAGUGGCACCAUUGAGAAUGAAGAGCUCAAGGGCUUCCUCAAGGAUCUCCUAGAGCUGGUCAAGAAGGAUGACUACGAUGCCCAGGAUCUGGCAGCCUUCGAGGAGACCAUUAUGCGGGGAGUGGGACACGACAAGCACGGCAAGAUCUCGCGCAAGGAGCUCACCAUGAUUCUGCUGACACUGGCCAAAAUGUCGCCAGAUGAGGAGUAAGCUCGUUCAGGGCCCAACAUCCCAGCAAACAUCCCAAUAAGAUUUUAGCAGACUCUAUUUUUGUCACCCGAUCGAGGGGAAAAACACAAAAGAAGAAGGCCAUCGAGGGCCUUGAGGCAAUUGUUUACUUUAGAACUGCAUCCGAAGAGGGCAGUAAAGAAAAAGAUUUUGGAAUCAAGGGACAGGAGAUCCUGAGAGACAAGGGAUCCUGUCCGAAAACAAAGCUAUUGGUAAAA
Molecule: messenger RNA, 1424 nt
Organism: Drosophila ananassae
Lineage: Eukaryota; Metazoa; Arthropoda; Insecta; Diptera; Drosophilidae
Gene: Cbp53E
Product: calbindin-32
Exons: 12
Coding region: 244-1188 (314 amino acids)
Biological process (GO): regulation of long-term synaptic potentiation; regulation of presynaptic cytosolic calcium ion concentration
Cellular component (GO): cytosol; synapse; dendrite
Molecular function (GO): calcium ion binding
Source: RefSeq, a predicted model, not a curated record